GUCCGUUGUCUGCCACUGACUGACUGUGCAUUGUCGUAAAACUGCCGCGAAGCUCGGUCAGUUUACGGCAGUGUUUGUCAGCGGCGGUGCUCUCCGGUUGUUGUGACGGUAAACAUCCCACCAGGUCCCGGACUCAGGAACACGUGUGUGCUGCGACAGAGGUAUGAAGAUGAGGAAGAGACCAAACAUCCUGUUAACAGGGACCCCCGGCGUUGGGAAGACCACGUUAGGGAAGGAGCUGGCUGAGAGGACUGGACUGACCUACGUUAACAUCGGAGACCUGGCUCAGGAAGGACAGCUGUAUGAUGGAUAUGAUGAAGAGUACCAGUGUCCCGUUCUGGAUGAAGACAGGGUGGUGGACGAGCUGGACGAACAGAUGGUGGAGGGAGGAGUGAUCGUGGACUAUCACGGCUGUGACCUGUUUCCUGAACGAUGGUUUCACAUCGUCUUCGUCCUCCGCACGGACAACACACAGCUGUACAACCGGCUGGAGAGCAGGGGCUACACCGGGAAGAAGCUGCAGGACAACGUGCAGUGUGAGAUCUUUCAGACCAUCUAUGAGGAGGCCAUGGAGGCCUACAGCCAUGAGAUCGUCCACCAGCUGCCCAGCAACAGUCCUGACGACGUGGACCAGAACCUGGACCAGAUCGUACAGUGGACCGAGCAGUGGAUGAAGGACCACAACUAGAAGGUGGACUCCUGCUGGCUCCUCCUGCGGGGCCUCAGAAUGCAUCUACCUGAUGGAGUGUUUCAUGGACUGUGAUCAGGCUGAUGUUGAAGUCUCUGAGUCAGCACAUCCCACCAGUUUGUAAAUAAAUGACGGUGUGUUAACA
Messenger RNA from Notolabrus celidotus (New Zealand spotty), 833 nucleotides. RefSeq names its product adenylate kinase 6 (gene ak6). The coding region runs from base 164 to 688 and encodes 174 amino acids. The transcript has 6 exons. Gene Ontology annotation, molecular function: AMP kinase activity; ATP hydrolysis activity; ATP binding. The record is from RefSeq and is a predicted model, not a curated record. NCBI's taxonomy places the organism in Eukaryota, Metazoa, Chordata, Actinopteri, Labriformes, Labridae. Gene Ontology annotation, cellular component: cytoplasm; nucleus.